This is a messenger RNA of Oryza brachyantha (malo sina), 1725 nucleotides long. RefSeq names its product tryptophan aminotransferase-related protein 1-like. Gene Ontology annotation, molecular function: transaminase activity; carbon-sulfur lyase activity. Gene Ontology annotation, biological process: amino acid metabolic process. The transcript is spliced from 5 exons. The record is from RefSeq and is a predicted model, not a curated record. The coding region runs from base 111 to 1436 and encodes 441 amino acids. NCBI's taxonomy places the organism in Eukaryota, Viridiplantae, Streptophyta, Magnoliopsida, Poales, Poaceae.
CAGCCUCACUUGCAGUGUUAAAUUGGAAGCCCUCGUGAGCUCCAGUCUCCCCUCUAUAAAUAGAGAGAGAGAGAGAGAGAGAGAGAGGGAGGAGAGAGUGUGAGGUGGUGAUGGCGAUGGGAGGCGGCGGCGGCGGCAAGGAGGGCGGCGGCGGCGGGAUGGCGGCGCAGGCCGGGAGGCUCGGGGUGGCCGCCUCCGUGGCGAUCAACCUUGCCGGGAUCGCGCUCUACCUCCGCCGGAGAUACUUCGGCGACGGGGGGAAGGGCGAGGAGGAGCUGGCGGUGGCGCCGUCCUCCGGGAAGCCGCCGGUUACCAAGGACUCCGUCAUCAACCUCGACCACGGCGACCCGACGAUGUACGGGGCGUUCUGGCGCGGCGGCGCCGGCGAGCGGGCGACGAUCGUGAUCCCGGGGUGGCAGACGAUGAGCUACUUCUCCGACGUCGGCAGCCUGUGCUGGUUCCUCGAGCCCGGGUUCGAGCGCCAGGUGCGCCGCCUCCACCGCCUCGUCGGCAACGCCGUCGCCGACGGCUACCACGUGCUCGUCGGCAACGGAUCCACGCAGCUCUUCCAGGCCGCGCUCUACGCUCUCUCGCCGCCCGGCGCCGCCGCGCCCACCAGCGUCGUCUCCCCCGCACCCUACUACUCGUCGUACCCGGCGGUGACGGACUACCUCAAAUCGGCGCUGUACCGGUGGGCCGGCGACGCCAACAUGUUCGACGCCGACGGCGAGAACUACAUCGAGCUGGUCUGCUCGCCGAACAACCCGGACGGCGGCAUCCGCGAGCCCGUCCUCAAGUCAGGCGCCGGCGUCGCCGUGCACGACCUCGCCUACUACUGGCCGCAGUACACCCCCAUCACCGAGGCCGCAGCCCAUGACAUCAUGCUCUUCACCGUCUCCAAGUGCACCGGCCACGCCGGCACUCGUCUCGGGUGGGCGCUGGUGAAGGACAGGGCGGUGGCGCAGAGGAUGAGCAAGUUCAUCGAGCUCAACACCAUCGGCGUCUCCAAGGACUCGCAGCUCCGCGCCGCCAAGAUCCUCAAGACGAUCAGCGACGGCUACGACCGCGCGCCGGCGCCCGCUGCCACCGCCGGCGAUGACUCGGGCCGCCUCUUCCACUUCGCGCGCCGGCAGAUGGUGGCGCGCUGGGGCGCGCUCCGCGCCGCCGUGGCGGCGUCGGGCAUCUUCACCCUCCCCGACGAGGUCCCCGGCAACUGCACCUUCACCAAGGAGACCGUCGCCGCCUACCCCCCGUUCGCGUGGCUGCGCUGCGAGAAGGAAGGGGUGAACGACCUGGAGGGAUACCUGCGCGAGCGCAAGAUCCUCACCCGCGGCGGCGGCAAGUUCGGCGCCGACGGGCGGGUCGUCAGGAUCAGCAUGCUCGACACCGACGAGGCCUUCGCCAUCUUCAUCGACCGCCUCGCCGCCAUGAAAUGAGCUCCCUCGCUCGCUAGGGCUCGAUCGAUCCACCGACCUCGACGACGACGAAGACGAGGCCCCAUGAGUUUGCAAGAUAAGGCCGACCAACCAAUGUGGCAGAUUAGUUAUCUUAAUCUUAAUUACCGUAUUUGGCUGCUUCAAAGUUCUAUCAUUCUCAACUCUAUAUACUAUAUACUGUAUUUCGACUCUUAAAUUAAAUUUCCAUCUUGUGUUGUGAGACUUUUUUUUGUGAGUUGUGAUUGUCACUAGCUACUAGCUGGAAUUCAAUUUCGUGGAUGGAUCAUAA